Messenger RNA from Corythoichthys intestinalis (scribbled pipefish), 9594 nucleotides. RefSeq names its product arginine-glutamic acid dipeptide (RE) repeats a (gene rerea). Gene Ontology annotation, molecular function: sequence-specific DNA binding; chromatin binding; transcription corepressor activity. Gene Ontology annotation, cellular component: nucleus. The transcript has 22 exons. Gene Ontology annotation, biological process: regulation of DNA-templated transcription. The record is from RefSeq and is a predicted model, not a curated record. Bases 1328 to 5905 code for a protein of 1525 amino acids. NCBI's taxonomy places the organism in Eukaryota, Metazoa, Chordata, Actinopteri, Syngnathiformes, Syngnathidae.
GGUUCGCCAGGAAGGUGCACUACAACAGAGCCUUUCUGAGAAGUUAACUGCUUUAAAAUGGUGGCUUUUUACUAAUGCCACCAAGUGUACAUGUUUCCCAUGUAGUUCAAUAUGCAUGCGAUAUUUAGGCGUAGAUUGUCGGCUGUCAGCUACAGUCAGGAAAUAUUGGAGCGGCCUAGCAUCGCAUUUGCAACAGCGUCACAACAAACACUCUUCCCUCUCCGCGUCUAUGACUUUUCUGGUGUCAUUCAACCAACGUAGUAACGCAUAGUAACGCACAUUGUCUCGUUGCCGAAACGGUGACAAAAUCCGAGCGGAGAAAAAAAACGUAAUGCACGAAAGACGUAUAGAUUUUGAAAGUACGGCGUACAUAUUUAAAAAUCAGUGCUCACUUGUACGAAUUACGCCGAAACCGUACAACUUGACAGGUAUGCAUCUUGAAUGUGAGGUUGUCAUUUAGGCUGCUUUUUAAUUAAACUAAGCUGGUUUAGCUGUGUCAUUGGGCUGGAAACAGUCUUUCCGAUCUGGCAACCCUAACAGUGAAUCAUCUUAAUUAUUUUGCAUCCGCUUCACACACCUUUUUUAAUGUCGAGUUGAAAGGUGAUUGUGUUGAAGAGAAGAAAGACUAGGUCAGCCAUGUGGAUGCGUCUGUUGAACAGCUGAGGAGGAAGAGGGGGCGAUAAGUGUGUGUGUGUGUGUGUGCGGAGAGGAGGAAAGAGAGGAGGAGGAGCGGUGUCCGUGUGUGUGUGUGUGUGUGUGUGUGUGGAAAAAAAGGAAGCGGAGCCUGUAAACGGCGAACUCGCUGCUUUCCUCUCGCCCUCCAAGCAACGAAGAGCGACGGGCUACUUUUUGCUUUCUUUCUUCGCCUGAAUCCGUCGUCGAUGAAAGAGCGAGUCGGAAGACUUCGGACCGGGCCGGGGUGGGUGAGGAGGUACCGCCGACAUAGAAGCUCGCUCGCUCGCCUCGUUGCCAUCGGACCUAAGAGCGAGGUGAAGCCCGUCUUUUGUUGAAACAAGUGCCGCUCGCUUCAGUUCCUGCGGGGCUUUAUUCGUGUGAAAUACAAGUGGCUUUUUAUGCCUUGAUCGGGAUUUGCCGCAGCGAGUUGACUUGCUUGGGUCAUCCCGGGCGAGGAUUUCAAGAACUUGUUUGCACCGGGACUCCCCAAGAAUCAGCAGACUGGCGGAUUUUCUGAAACACUGGGGUUGUUGGUGUGGCCAAAUUUUCCCUGGAUUUGACUAGUAAAUUCAGAAGACUGAAGCCCAGGCUCACAGUCUACCUUUCACGGAGGCCCAGCCGUGAGAGGACUGAGGAAGGCACGUGGCGGAUCAUGACGGCUGACAAAGAGAAGGAACGAGAGAAAGAACGGGACCGGGACAGAGAUCGGGACAGGGACAAGAGGGAAUCCGGGAAGUCCCGCCGGCAAGACGGGGACCGGGGCGAGGGCGAGAGCUCCAGGCCCAGGCGCAGUUGUACGCUGGAGGGGGGCGCCAAGAACUAUGCGGAGAGUGAACACAGCGAGGAUGAGGACAAUGACAACGGCAGCACGGGCGGAGGCAGUGGCACGGCCGAGGAUGCCGGCAAGAAGGGCAAAAAGAAAAUGCCCAAGAAGAAGUCUCGCUACGAGCGCAUGGAGAACGGAGAAAUCACAUCCUUCAUCACAGAAGACGAUGUUGUUUACAGACCAGGAGAUUGUGUGUACAUUGAGAGUCGCAGGCCCAACACUCCCUACUUCAUUUGUAGCAUUCAAGAGUUCAAACUGAGUAAACGGGACCAUCUGCUGAUGAAUGUGAAAUGGUACUACCGCCAAUCAGAAGUGCCCGACUCUGUCUACCAGCACCUGGUGCAGGAUCGCAACAAUGAAAACGACUCCGGGCGCGAGCUAGUUAUCACAGAUCCAGUAGUCAGGAGUCGAGAGCUCUUCAUCUCCGACUAUGUGGACACUUACCAUGCUGCUGCUCUCAGGGGGAAAUGCAACAUUUCACAUUUCUCCGACAUUUUUGCUGCCAGGGAGUUCAAAGCCCGCAUUGACUCCUUUUUCUAUAUCCUGGGAUACAACCCAGAGACCAGGCGGCUAAACAGCACUCAGGGGGAAAUCCGGGUUGGCCCCAGUCACCAAGCCAAGCUUCCGGAGCUCCAGCCUUUCCCCUCCUCUGGUGGCCAGGCCGUCACGGAGAACGAGGAGCUGGUCUGGAUGCCGGGAGUCAACGACUGUGACCUUCUCAUGUACCUCAGAGCCGCAAGGAGCAUGGCCGCCUUUGCAGGGAUGUGUGAUGGAGGAUCGACAGAGGACGGAUGUCUGGCGGCCUCUCGAGACGACACUACAUUAAACGCACUCAACACACUUCACGAGAGCAGCUACGAUGCCGGCAAAGCUCUCCAACGGCUGGUGAAGAAGCCGGUACCAAAGUUGAUUGAGAAGUGCUGGUCUGAAGAUGAAGUGAAGCGCUUCAUUAAAGGCUUGAGACAGUUCGGCAAGAACUUCUUCAGGAUCCGGAAGGAGCUCCUGCCAAACAAAGAAACGGGUGAGCUGAUUACCUUCUACUACUAUUGGAAGAAAACCCCAGAAGCGGCCAGCUGUCGAGCCCAUCGCAGACAUCGCCGCCAACCCGUCUUCCGCCGCAUCAAGACCCGAACGGCUUCGACUCCCGUCAACACACCUUCCCGUCCGCCCUCAAGUGAAUUUUUGGACCUCAGCUCGGCCAGCGAAGAUGACUUUGACAGCGAAGACAGCGAACAAGAGCUAAAGGGCUACGCCUGCCGCCACUGCUUCACUACCACCUCCAAGGACUGGCACCACGGGGGCAGAGAGAACAUCUUGCUGUGCACAGACUGCCGCAUCCACUUUAAGAAGUACGGCGAGCUGCCUCCCAUCGAGAAACCGGUAGACCCUCCGCCAUUUAUGUUCAAACCCGUCAAAGAGGAAGAGGAUGGACUUAGCGGGAAGCAUAGCAUGAGGACCAGACGGAACCGAGGCUCGAUGUCAACGCUACGUAGCGGUCGUAAGAAGCAAACAGCCAGUCCCGAUGGCCGAGCCUCGCCUAUCAACGAGGAUCUUCGCUCCAGCGGGCGUACUUCGCCCAGUGCCGCUAGUACCGACAGCACCGACAGCAAGACGGACACCAUGAAGAAGCCGAGCAAAAAGAUAAAAGAGGAGGCUCCUUCACCCAUGAAGAGUGUCAAACGGCAGCGAGAGAAAGGAGCUUCAGACACGGAGGAACCAGACAGGGCCAGCGCCAAAAAGACCAAAACACAAGAGUUGAAUCGACCAGACUCGCCGUCCGAGUGCGAGGGUGAAGGGGAGGGCGAGAGCUCUGAUGGACGAAGUAUCAACGAGGAGCUCAGCAGCGAUCCUAAGGACAUCGACCAGGACAACCGCAGCUCUUCCCCGAGCAUCCCCAGCCCCCGUGACAACGAGAGCGACUCCGACUCUUCUGCUCAGCAGCAGCUGCUCCUGCAGAGCCAGCACCCUCCGGUCAUCCAGUGUCAGCCGAGCACCUCGUCAGCCGCGCCGCUGCCACCGCCUCCCCCCGCGGCUUCGAUCCCUUCGGUUUCCCCCGCGGCAGCCUCUGCAUCCCUGCCGCCCCAGCCUCUCGCUCAAGCCGGCCCUGUUGCUCUUAUCCCAUCGGGUGCCUCCCUCCAUCCUCAACGGCUUCCCUCUCCACAUUCGCCCCUGACUCAAGCUCCACCCACCGGUCCUCCUGCGCCACCUCCGUCAUUACCUGGGUCGCAUCACGGCCCCGUACCGCACCCGCACAUGCCUCACCCUCUCUCCAUGCCAGCCCAGGGCUUCCCUGUCCAGUCUCAGGUCCCGCCUUUACCAAUAUCUGGCCAGUCACAACCAAGACCGCACAGCCCGCCCUCGCAGUCUUCUCCUCACAGCGGAGGACCGCCUCCCCGGGAGCAGCCGCUCCCACCUGCGCCCAUGUCGAUGCCUCACAUCAAGCCUCCCCCGACCACGCCAAUCUCUCAGAUAGCCACUCCGCAAUCCCACAAACACCAACCGCACGUGUCGGCGCCUCCGUUCCCGCAGAUGCCUUCCAACUUGCCGCCUCCUCCCGCCCUCAAGCCCCUCAGCUCUCUGUCCACACACCAUCCUCCGUCGGCGCACCCGCCUCCCCUUCAACUCAUGCCUCAGGGGCAACAGCUUCAGCCUCCCCCGGCGCAGCCUCCGGUUCUCACCCAGUCCCAAAGCCUCCCUCCAUCUUCCGGCCACCAGCCUCCUGCGGCUCCUCCACCCUCCGUAGGGGCGUCGCACCCCGCCGGCCCGCCUCAGCUACCCUUCCCCUCUCACCCUUUCAGUACCGUUCUACCUCCGACCGGACCUUCCGCGUCCUCGUCAAACUCUAUGCCGGGGUUGCAACCUGCGUCUUCUUCCGUCCCGCCCUCCUCUAUCUCCAUGCCGCUCCCCGCCUCAGUCACUUGCGGCCUGGGCCCGGCGUUACCGCCCGUGCACAUCAAGGAGGAGCCGCCGGACGAGACCGAGGAGCCGGAGAGCCCGCCUCCCCCGCCGAGGAGUCCCUCUCCCGAACCCACUGUCGUCAACACGCCGAGCCACGCCAGCCAGUCUGCGAGAUUCUACAAGCAUCUGGAUCGUGGUUACAACUCGUGCGCAAGGACCGAUUUUUACUUCACACCUUUGGCCUCGUCCAAACUGGCCAAGAAACGAGAGGAAGCUGUGGAGAAAGCCAAGCGGGAAGCGGAGCAAAAAGUGCGAGAAGAGAAGGAAAGAGAAAGGGAGAGGGAAAAGGAACGAGAAAGAGAGCGGGAACGAGAAAAGGAGGCUGAGCGAGCGGCGAAAGCCUCAGCUUCAGCCCACGAGAGCAGAAUGGGUGAACCUCAGAUGGCUGGUCCCGCCCACAUGCGUCCCCCCUUCGACGGACCCCCCACCACCAUUGCGGCCGUGCCUCCAUACAUCGGGCCCGACACUCCUGCCCUGCGCACCCUCAGCGAAUACGCCCGACCCCACGUCAUGUCCCCCACCAAUCGAAACCACCCCUUCUUCGUGUCCCUCAACCCUGCCGACCCGCUGCUGGCCUACCACAUGCCGGGCCUGUACAACGCCGACCCGGCCAUGCGGGAGCGAGAGCUACGGGAGCGGGAGAUGCGCGAGAGGGAAAUUCGCGAGAGGGAGCUUCGGGAAAGGAUGAAACCCGGUUUUGAGGUCAAACCCCCUGAAAUGGACGCCCUCCACCCUUCGGCGAACCCCAUGGAGCACUUUGCCCGGCACGGGGCCAUCACGUUGCCCCCCAUGGCCGGCCCUCACCCCUUCGCCUCCUUCCACCCGGGCUUGAACCCGUUAGAGCGCGAGCGGCUGGCCCUCGCCGGGCCCCAGCUGCGACCGGACAUGAGCUACCCGGAGAGGCUGGCGGCGGAAAGACUCCACGCCGAGAGGAUGGCCACGGUGGCCAACGACCCCAUCGCCAGGCUCCAGAUGUUCAACGUCACGCCUCACCACCACCAGCACUCGCACAUCCACUCCCAUCUGCACCUGCACCAGCAAGACCCCCUUCACCAAGGCGGUGGUGAAUGUCUUGUGUGUCCUCCAGGUUCCGGGGCCCACCCCCUGGCCGUAGACCCCCUGGCGGCCGGACCGCACCUGGCCCGCUUCCCUUACCCGCCCGGCGCCAUCCCCAACCCGCUCCUCGGCCAGCCGCCGCACGAACACGAGAUGCUGCGCCACCCGGUAUUCGGAGCCCCUUACCCACGGGAGCUGCCCGGAGGUCUGCCGCCGCCCAUGUCGGCGGCCCACCAGCUGCAGGCCAUGCACGCCCAGUCGGCCGAACUCCAGAGGCUGGCCAUGGAGCAGCAGUGGCUGCACGGGCACCAUCACAUGCACGGAGGCCCGCUUCCUGGUCAGGAGGACUACUACAGCCGACUGAAGAAAGAAAGCGACAAGCAGCUGUAACGGGCCGAGGGAGGCGUCAGGAAGUUGUGAAGAACUCGAAAAGGCCAAGGGGAUCCAAAUUCUUCGUUUUCAAAAGGCUUUAUUUUCUUCUUUCUUUGGUAUAUAGCCAGUAAAAGUGACACGACAUCCCGAAGACUCCUGCAUGACAAGCUGUCCUGACAUUUUUUUUGUAGGUGCUAGAACAAGACACACUGUGCUUAUCCAAAAACAAAACGCGGCCGCUGACGGGAAAAAAAAAAAAACAAGUGCUAUCUUAAAUUCAACCUUUAUUUUAAUACGUCGCUGGAGCUUUUUCAGAAGAGCUGCCGCAUGGAUUUUUUUUUUCUUUUUGAAUUUGUAAAUAGUAUAUAUAAACAUAUAAUGAUUAUAAUUAUUAUUAUUACUAGGUGUGGACAAACAAGUUGUUUCAAAACUCCGCUGCAGUUUGUGUUGACGCGUUACCCCUUGUUUCAGAGGGGAGCACCAUGGCAUUAUGCUUAUGAUUUGAGCCAUUUGAGUUGUGACCUUAGUCUGACAUCGCCGUGUUAGAUUUAGCCCCACCCACGUAGCCCAUGUGAUGACCCGGCCCGCCCCCGAACCCAACCCGUCGCUCUCCUGCUCAUCGCACAUCAGCUUUUUCAGAACGCGGCGUGUCUGCUUCAUGACUUGAAGCAUUUUGAAGCUUCACUCGACCGCGACCAAACACAUUUGCACCGAAAUUGUUUUUUAUGCUUCCGUUGACGUUUUUAUUUUGGUCAAAAACAUAUAAAGUGAACUUUUAACCCGCCACUCCCGCUCAUCCCACACCGGCUUUUUCAAAACAUGGGGUGUCUGCUUCGUGACUUGAAACAUUUUGAAGCUUCAUUUGACCAUGACCAAACACGUUUGCACCAAAUUGGCUUUUUAUCCUUCCGGUGACGUCGUUAUUUUGGCCAAACACAUAUUAAGUGAACUUUUUACCUGUUGCACCUGCUCAUCCCACAGAACGUGGCGUGUCUGCUUCGUGACUUGAAACAGUUUGAAGCUUCACUCAGCCGCGACCAAACACAUUUUCACCGAAGUUGUUUUUUAUCCUUCUGUUAACUGCGUUAUUUUAGCCCAAAAAAAAUAUACAGUGAACUUUUACUCUCUUUUAAACUGUCACUCUCACUCGUCCCACAUCGGCUUUUUCAGAACCCAGCAUGUCGGCUUUGCGACUUGAAACAUUUUGAAGCUUCACUUGACUGUAAUCAAAUGCAUUUGCACUGAAAUGGCUUUUUAUCCUUCUGUUGACGUGGUUAUUUAGCCCAAAAACAUAAAAAGUUAACUUUUAACCCGUCGUUCGUGCUCAUCGCACACCAGCUUUUUUCCAAAACGCAACGUGUCGGCUUCAUGACUUGAAACAUUAGGAAGCUUCACUCGGUCAUGCCCAAGCGCAUUUGUACCGAAAGUGAUUUUUGUCUUUCUGAUGAUACCGUUAUUUUGGCCAAAAACAUAUAAAGUGAACUUUUAACCUGACACUAGCCACGUUUACAUGCUGACUUUUAUUCAUACCGAUUCAAAUCAUUCCGAAUGGAAAUUUCUCAUCAGCUUUUUACAUGUCACUUCAUCUAUUCCGAUCCAGCGUUUACAUGUGACUGCCUUUAUUCCGAAAGGACGUUUGACAACUGCCGUCUUACAUGCGCAGAUUAAUCAAAACAAAGCGUCACGUUGCAAAACAUGGAGAUCGAUAGUCAGAUCAGCUGCUGUUUUAACUUUUCGAGUGGAAACAAAACUUCAGAAUGAUAAGCCGUUCAUUUAAAAAGUUGUGUGGGUGCGCUGUGCGUGUGCUUGGAAGCCAUGUUGCAAGUGACGUUACUUACGUCACCGAGUGACGUCACCACGUCAGUACGGAGCAUGCGCAGAAAGAACGCAACCAGACACCAUUCGGCUUCCCUGUUUACAUGAUAUAAUUUUACUUCUAAUCGGUUUGGGAAAAGGAAUAUUCCACCCCUGUGAAUCGGAAUGAAAUUCCAUUCGGUUUAGGCCUGUUCAUUCCGAAUGAGGUGUUUAUAUGGAACACAUUUAUUCGGUUUGAACAAAUAUUCCGAUUGUAAUUGGAAUAUUUGGCUCCAUGUAAACGUGGCAACUCCCGCUCAAUCCUAUAUCAGCUUUUUCAGAACGCAGUGUGUCGGUUUUGUGACUUGAACCAUUUUGAAGCUUCACUAGACCACGACCAAAUGCAUUUUCUCUAAAAUGGCUUUUUAAUCUUUCUGUUGACAUCAUUAUUCAGCCCGAAAACAUAUAAAGUGAACUUUUAACCCGUCGCUCCCACUCAUCUCACACCAGCUUUAUCAGAACGUUGCAUGUCAGCUUUGUGACUUGAAACAUUUUGAAGCUUCACUUGACCAUGACCAUUCACGUUUGUACCAAAUUGGCUUUUUAUCUUUCCGUUGAUGUCGUUAUUUUGGCCAAAAACAUGUCAAGUGAACUUUUAAUCUGUCUCUCCCACUCAUCCCACGUUAGCUUCUUCAGAACGCGUCGUGUCAGCUUUGCAACUUGAAACAUUUUGAAGCUUCACUCGAUCACGCCCAAACGCAAUUGUACCGAAAUUGCUUUUUAUCCUUCCGUUGACAUCGUUAUUUAGCCCAAAAACAUAUAAAGUGACAUUUGAACCUGUCACUCCCACUCAUCCCAUAAAAGCCUUUUCAGAACUUAUCAUGUCGGCAUUGUGACUUUUGAAGCAUUUUCAAGCUUCACUUAACCACAACCAAACACGUUUGCAUCGAAAUGGCUUUUCAUCCUUUCGCUGACAUCAUUAUUUCGGCCAAAAACAUUUCAAAUGAAAUUUUAACCCAUCGCGCUCACUCAUCCGACAUCAGCGUUUUCAGAACGUGGCGUGUCGGCUUUGUGAGUUGAAACAUUUUGAAGCUUCAAUUGACUGCAACCAGACAUGUUUCAUGACUUUUUAUCCUUCCGUUAACUUUGUUAUGUUGGCCAAAAAUAUAUCGAGUAAAAAUUUAACCUGUCACUCCAACUCAUUCCACACUAGCCUUUUCAGAACGUAGUGUCUUUGCGACUUGAACCAUUUUGAAGCUUCACUUGACCACGACUAAACUCGUUUGCGCCCAAAUGGCUUUUUAUCAUUUUUGUUGACUUCAUUAUUUAGGCCAAAAACAUAUAAAGUGAACUCUUACCGUGUUUGGUUUUAUUGUUUUUCUAUCAAUUUGGACAGUUUUUUUGAUUCAUGUUUUUAAACUCGACGCACAAAGACUGUGGACUUGUUACGGAUCUCGACAACACUGUGGCUUAUUCGUUUUUGGAAUCGUUUUGUUUUUUUGCCAAAUGAAGAAACUGUACUCGCAUUCAUACUUACUCGGAGCACUAUUUUUUCGUCGUUGUCGUUUUUGCGAGCGGGCGGUCUAUUUUGACGCACUCUUCAUCCUCCCGACCCGAACCCGAUCGUCUUCCUUCGCCUUUUUGUGUCUCCAAACCCUUCGGUGUUCAGUGUUGUCAAUGGUUUAGCUUCUGGUUUUCAAAGCGGCAGCAGCAGAAUGUCCGUUCUGACUGCCGAGAUUUCUAUAUAUCUUGAAGCUUAUUGUAUAUAUGAGUAGUCGCCAUGGGAUGACACAAUGUAAACAAAAAGUAGAAGAAAAAAUUGUGAGUCCUGUGUUCUCUCCAUUUGAGUAUUUUGUAAUUUUUUUGAAAAAUUUGUGGAAAUAAAAUAAACGACUAAGUUACACCACAAAGUC